GCUAUUGCACUGCGUACGGGUGCUGCCAUCCCAUCUGUCCGCUCCCGUGACUCUAGCUUCUCCCCGCAGCGCCUCAAUUCCCACCCUUUCACCGCCUCGAAAGGAGUCCUUUCAAACGCGCCUCCCCGUCCCUUCACAUCUGAUUAGGAUCAACUAGCGGCGAAUAGAGUACAAUUAGGGUGAAUUCUACGCUGGUAGCAAGCCGGCUUGCUUACGCUGCCCGUGCGUCGACGAGAGAAUUGAGCGGCGGGCAGUAGCAGCGGCGUGAAGAUAUGUGGCCGUUUGGCAAUCCCGAGAAGCCGCAAGCCCUGCCUCUGCGCCACGAGGGGGGGAGGUCGUACUACGACGUGCAGCUGGGCGACAACCUGACAAAGAUUGCCGGCCAGCUGGGAAGCACUGUAGAGAUCCUUAUGCAGGCCAAUGCACUUCGUUCAGACCUCUUAAGACCCGGCCAGAGCCUCUGGGUUCCUCGCACAUACACCAUUGCAAAGGGCGACACUCUGUAUGCCAUAGCUCGUGAGCAUGACACGACAGUGGAUGCCAUUAUGCAGAUCAACAACAUCCAAGAUGCAAACCUAAUCCAUACAGGCGACAUCAUUCUACUGCCAUAGAUCGUUCAUGUGGCUUGUACAAAGCCAGCGUUUGUGUUUGGUUGUAAAUAGUCUACUACACGUGUAACGUGUUCUAGAAGCAAGACUUUCUGCAAGGCAUUUUUAUUACCUUUAUAGACCAAUUUUCGAGAGGUAGCUUGUCGCCAGAGCCCAGAAAGGGGCAAUAGCCAGGUGCAUGGGCUGCUGUUAUCACAAGCCAGACCUUGCUUUGCCUUGAUUCGUCACAAUGAUCUCGUUACGUGGCUGUGGGGCCAAGGCUGCCGGACUGAGAGGCUCGGUGAUAAGCGAGGAGCGUAGUCUGAU
This is a messenger RNA of Closterium sp. NIES-67, 914 nucleotides long. Lineage: Eukaryota; Viridiplantae; Streptophyta; Zygnematophyceae; Desmidiales; Closteriaceae. The record is from the annotation of a GenBank genome assembly.